Molecule: messenger RNA, 876 nt
Organism: Asparagus officinalis (garden asparagus)
Lineage: Eukaryota; Viridiplantae; Streptophyta; Magnoliopsida; Asparagales; Asparagaceae
Product: major latex allergen Hev b 5
Exons: 2
Coding region: 116-640 (174 amino acids)
Source: RefSeq, a predicted model, not a curated record
CCAAACGGAACCUCCCACAACACUUCUUCACAACACCACCUUUAGCUAACUAGCUCCCCAGUUUCUUUACACACAAAAACACUAGUAACUCAUAAAAGAAGGCAUUUUUGCUUCAAUGGCCACUGUUGAGGUUCAAUCUGCAACUAAUACAUUCCAGGAGUCGAACAUUGAGGAAAAAUCAAAUGAGCCUCAGAAGGAAAUUUCAGGUGCAGUGGAAGCCAUAGCCAUUACAGAGCCAGCUUCUGAGCAGCCAACCAAUGAGGAACAACCCAAUGGUUCAACUGAUCAUCAUCAAGAACCAGAGCAAAAACAAGUAGAAGAACCUACAGCUGAGCCAGAAACCAAAGAAGCAGUAGCAACAGAAGAAACAACAAAAACAGAGGAAGCAAAAACAGAGGAGGCAACGGCAGAAGAGGCAAAAGAAGAACAAAAGGCUGAUGACCAAGAGGUGGCCAUUGAGGAGCCAACUAAAGAAGUUACAACUGAAGUGCCUGCAGAAGAAAAAACAGCAGAGCCAAUUCAAGAAGCCGCCGCCGCCGCCGAAGAGGCAAAGGGUGCAACCGAGGAGGAGAAGCCCGUGGCGGUUGAAGAAAAGGAAGAAGAAAGCAAGGGAGCUCCAACUGAGAAGAGUGAAGAAUGAAGAUGGUGGUGGUCUAGUUUGCUUGCAUUUGAACUUGUUAUGUUAGUUUGUUUGGUAUUUUAUGUUUGAGUGCUAGUAGUAGUACUUAGUAGAAAUAAUGUGAGUGAGCGGGCCAGUUUGAGGUUAGCUAGCUCACUAGUGCAUGCUUGGUUUGCUUGUUUAUGCUUGGUGUUCAAUGUAGAACAACUUUGUGUAAUGGAUUAAUUAAUAAACAAUAAGUUGGUAGGUAAUAAUUC